Bathycoccus prasinos is the source of this 1932-nucleotide messenger RNA. RefSeq names its product U1 small nuclear ribonucleoprotein 70 kDa. NCBI's taxonomy places the organism in Eukaryota, Viridiplantae, Chlorophyta, Mamiellophyceae, Mamiellales, Bathycoccaceae. The transcript has a single exon. Gene Ontology annotation, biological process: mRNA splicing, via spliceosome. Gene Ontology annotation, cellular component: U1 snRNP; precatalytic spliceosome; U2-type prespliceosome. The record is from RefSeq and is a predicted model, not a curated record. The coding region runs from base 1 to 1932 and encodes 643 amino acids. Gene Ontology annotation, molecular function: U1 snRNA binding; zinc ion binding; mRNA binding.
AUGAGUUCUGGGGGCAAUGGAUCUUCUUUACCGCCGUUCGUGAAUGCGCAACCACACAAUCCUUUACUGAUGAAACAACCGGGAAUACCGCCUCUGGGAAUGAUGAUGCCCCCACCCGGUGGAAUGAUGAUGCCUUCACAAGGAGGAGGAGGAGGACCACCGGGGAUGAUGUUCCCGCCGAAUCCGAUGCUCAUGAUGCCUCCCGGAGGAGCAGGAGCAGGAGGGGCUCCGAUGAUGAUGCCACUCAUGGGGGGAGGAAAUCCGUCGUCGAAUUUACUGAUGCGACCGAUUAAUUUGAAUCAACACCCGACGGGUUUGCCGCCGAAUUUGUUGGUCAUGUUCAAAGCGAGGCCGCCGGUGAAGUGGUUUCCGCCGGCGAAAGCGAGGAAGACGUGUAAACGUUUGACGGGAAUCGGGAAGUAUUUGUAUUUAUUCGGCGAGAAGGAGAACGAGGAAGGAGAAGAGAAGAGAGAGUCGAUGAUUUUAGGAGAAGAGAAGGACACAGACGAGGAUGCCUCCGACGUGGACGUGAACGACGACGGAGAGAUCAUCGAGAUCGACGAGGAGACGAAACGGAAGCGAAAAGAGGAGAAGGAAAAAUUCGCGCUGUUGCCGGCAAAGACGAAAAAGAAAUUAGAAAAAGGGAAGAAGAUGUUAAAAGAGGCUUUGAAAGCGUGGGAUCCGCAUAAAGACGAGAAAGCGACUGGAGACCCGUACGCGACGUUGUUUGUCGCGAGAUUACCGUACGCAGCGUGCGAAGACGAGGACGUGUUACGACGAGAAUUUGAACGGUACGGCGAUAUUAAAGCGAUACGAAUAGUCAGAGAUACGGAUACCGGGAAACCAACGGGGUACGCGUUUAUCGAGUUUGAAACGGAAGAUGACAUGAAACGAGCGUUCGCGCGCGCAGAUGGGACGAGAAUUGAAGGUAAACGGGUCAUCGUAGACGCGGAGAGAGGACGAACGACGCCGAAUUGGCGACCGAUGCGCUUAGGCGGCGGUUUAGGAGGAUACACCAAACAGUUGAGCAAGAAGGAAAUUCGAAUGAAAGCGAUGGGGAACCAAUCCCGAAGAGGAGGUGGAGGAGGUGGAGGUGGAGGUGGCGGUUUCCGAGGCGGGCCUGGUGGCCCCGGAGGAGGUGGUGGCGGUGGCGGCGGUAGAGGCGGUAGAGCUGGGUUUGGUGACGAUCGUACCUGUCACGUGUGCGGCCAAACCGGUCAUUUCGCGCGAGAGUGCCCGGACAGAAGAGAGAUGAACCGAGGCAGAGGAAGAUUCGGUGGUGGUGGUGGUGGUGGUCGUGGUGGCGACGAUAUGAGAGACAGAGGAGACCUUCCUCCUCCUCCGUCGAGAGGAGAUCGAGGCGGUAUUGGGUUUUCCGGCGGCCGAGACGAUACUCGCGAACGAAGUCCCGGAGCGGCGCCGGCGCCGAGGUUUGGCACCGGCAUGAUUAUGGACGACGAUCGCGACAGAGGAGGAGAUAGAUUCGGCGGCGGUGGUGGUGGUCGAGACGGCCGGGACGACAGACGUCCACCGCGUUACGGCGACGACUUCGACCGAGACCGCAGAGGCGGCGGCAGAGACCGCAAACGCGGAAGGUCCCGCUCCCGCUCUCGAUCUCGAUCUCGCAGCCCGCCCGCGCGAAGAAGAAGCAGAUACGACGACGAUUACGACCGCGAAAGAGGCCCAGACCGCCGCCGAUCCGAUCGCCGAGACGACGACGACACUCAUCGCGGCGGCCGAGACACCCGAGGCCGGGGAGACCGCCGCGGCGGCGGCGGCUACGGUCGCUCGCGCUCGCCCUCGCCGAACUACCGAGACUUUGUCGACGAACCACCGCCACCUCCGGCGUCUCGCGGAGGACGACGAAGCCAUCGCCGCUCGCCCUCGCCACCUCCGGCCAAAAAAGAAAGCUCGGAAGAAGGCGAACUUUAG